UCAUGAUUGUCUAAGAAGAGCUCUCCAAGUUUUACCUAUCACCAUCUGUGUAUGCACCGUGAGUGAACAUCGAAAGGAACGAAGGGGAAGAAGCAGGAGCAGCAAGAGAAAUGGCGCUUUGAAAGCUUGCAGAGGUUGCCUGGAAGAACUGGAAGAGGUCUGGGACCUGACUUCACUUCUGCAAAGGGCGCAAGAGGUCGUGGAGGGAGACUGUGCUGGGAAGGGCACCAGGGAACCUAGCGUGCAGGUCAAAUACCUAGACAUCAAUAUAGAUCUCGGGAGAUCACGGUCUCCAAGGUCCAGUGAAAGCCCCUCACUGAACACCACAUCUGCUGCCUCAAAUACAGAAGAUCUACUCUUUGAGACACAGUCUCGUAAGCUUGAGUCUCAAGGGUUCACUGACCAGCAGGCUCAGGCUCAAGGCCGAGCUACCAGCGUGCUCCUUCAAGACUGUGAAACUGGAGUACUCCUUCAAGACUGUGCCACCGAUGUGCUUCUCAAAGAUUGUCACUCGAAUAUGUUUCUUGCCGCAAACGUCUUGGCUUCUCAGGAAUCUCUGUCCUCUUUUCAGAUCUUAUCCAGUGGAGACAAGUGCAAUUCCCAAAAACUCUAUGAUGCUACCUCAAGUGAAGGGAGCAGCCAGGGGCAGCAGGUGGACAUGAGGCGACAGCUCAAAUAUAAGAGCCAUUGCAAGGAGUCUGUUCCCAAGGAUGGGAGAGAGAAAUACACAAGGCCCAAAUUAAGACAGAUUAAAAAGGGGCUGGCAGAACGGAGGGCUUACCAAGCCCAAGGGAUGAGUCAUCCUGGCCAGAAAAAAGAAUCAACAGAGUCCCUAAGAAGCAAGUUUCGGCAGUUAGUCCUAAAGAAGAGACAGGUUCCAUCAGAAAGCUUCCAAGAAAGGAUUAAGCUCCUUCUGCAAUGGAUUUUCCCCAGUAAACGCAGAGAACCAGAAGAGCCCUUGCAAAAAGGCAGGCCUGAAAUAGCCACUGUCCAGAGCCAAGAAUCAAUCAAGAGCAAAUCGACCAUGGACAGCAGGGCUGUUGAGGCUCAGACUCUCAUGACAGCUGUUGGGCAGAUCUUAAAGGAGAGGAUGGUGUUUCACCAGGGACCUCACGCCACGGAGUUAAACUGGUCCCAAGCAGAAUUCCAGGGCCCCCAAGGUCCACAUUACUGCCACCACAGAAUCCUGUCUUACCAAGAAGAAAGAAGAAUGAGGAGAGAUACACCCCGUUAUCACCAAGCCACCCCGACGGGCCAUAGCUUUUCCAAAAAGAGUAAGUGGACCAGUCCCAGGGACAGCAAGUGGGCCUUCUCACCCAGGGAUCCAGGUCCCCCUCCAGGCAGAGUCUGCCAGCAUGGCUCACGAGUGACACGGGUCCCAGGCCAUUCCCUCCACUGUCCAAGGCAUGGUCUUCCUCAGAAAUAUACCUCUUCUGGUGAAUCCGAACAUGCUUUUCACAGCAUUCCGGGUAGGAAAACUCUCCUCCAAGAAAAAAAUGCAUGCCAUGCAGAUACAUUUUUCUCCAAUGUUAGCACAUCCUCUGUGUGCUAAAGGCUUCUUCCUACCAGAAAUUUUGUUUCAUG
Messenger RNA from Cervus elaphus (red deer), 1584 nucleotides. RefSeq names its product spermatogenesis-associated protein 31E1-like. The coding region runs from base 518 to 1552 and encodes 344 amino acids. The record is from RefSeq and is a predicted model, not a curated record. The transcript has 4 exons. NCBI's taxonomy places the organism in Eukaryota, Metazoa, Chordata, Mammalia, Artiodactyla, Cervidae.